AUGGAAUUCCGGCACAGGAUCAUAAAGGUGGACCUCCACCACUCGGUCCUCACGGACCGCCGAUGGCCAGAAAUCAGGAUAGACAACUGCAUGACCGUUGGCGCGCUGAAGGAAAAGCUGUACAGCAACACGGGCACGCACCCGGCCAGCAUGUCGCUAUACGCCUACCGGCCCGGCGACAUGAAGCGCACCCAGAUCCACCUGGACAACGACUCCUGCGAGCUGCACCAGUACGGCGUGGACGACGGCUACGUGAUCUACAUACUGGCCGCCCAACACUCUCACGCCUCGGCCCCGGCCCCCGACGCCGGUGGCGCUGCCGACUGCCCGCUCAAGGUGACCAACCCCCGGCUGCACCGGCACUACGCGGAGCAGAUGGAGCGCUGCCGAGAGACCGGCGACGAGUCGAACUUCGAAGCAUAUCGCAUGAGUGAGGAGGAGUACGCGCAGCGCGGGAAGGGGCUUAGGGAGUUCAUCAGCCGCAUGCGUGAACAAUGCCGUGCCCGCGACGCCGACACUGAGCACGCGCCAACCAAGUCGAUCGAGGUGUUGAGGCAGGAGUACCCGCUGGGCGCGAGGUGCUCAAUCAGCCCGUCCGACCUCCGCGGCGUCGUGCGCUUCGUUGGCAACGUGAAGCGCGACAUCCUCAUCGGGAUCGAGUUGGACGAGCCUAUGGGCAACACCGACGGCAGCGUGGAUGGAGUGCGCUACUUCACUGCCAGGGGACCCAGCUACGGGAUUUUCCGGCCGUACGAGCAGGUGACGGUCGGUGAUUUCCCGGAGGUGGACCCCUUUGAGAUGGCUUGA
Molecule: messenger RNA, 807 nt
Organism: Babesia bigemina
Lineage: Eukaryota; Apicomplexa; Aconoidasida; Piroplasmida; Babesiidae
Product: tubulin-specific chaperone, putative
Exons: 2
Coding region: 1-807 (268 amino acids)
Biological process (GO): post-chaperonin tubulin folding pathway; cytoplasmic microtubule organization; tubulin complex assembly
Cellular component (GO): cytoplasm; nucleus; microtubule plus-end
Molecular function (GO): microtubule plus-end binding; alpha-tubulin binding
Source: RefSeq, a predicted model, not a curated record